GUACACAGGAGCGAGCUCGUGCGAUCCGGAGUCACUCCUCCUCCUCUCCCCCCUUCCUCGGCAUCCUUCCAGUAGCCACCCACUCCCACUCCCACCCAGCAGCUCCCAGCUUGACUGGCAGCGCCCAAACUGGGUGGGGAGGCUCUAUGCAGCUCGAGAGAGGAGGGGAAGAAUCUACAGCUGCCUGCUCGCUCUGAUCGCGUUUUCCUCCGGGAGCCAUCGGUUCUUCCAAGGGCAAGGAGAAGAGGGGGGAGGGAGAGAGGGGGGGCUUGAAAGACGAAGGUCGCGGCUCCUCAUCGGGGAAGAAGCCCCCGCUAGCAGCAGCACCCACCGCGCCAUCGCCCUUUCUCCGCCAGGCGGCAUGAACACCUGCGAUGUCAAGGAGUAUCUGGCCAGGAAGGAGAUCCCACAGCUCUUCGAGAGUUUUAUUAAUGGAUUAAUGUGCUACAAACCUGAUGAUCCAAUAGAAUACCUGGAAGGAUGUUUACAGAAAGUGAAAGAACUGGGAGGAGCGGAAAAAGUGAAAUGGGACACUUUUGUCAGUCCAGAAAAAAGGAUUCUACCUCCACUUAAUGGCAGCCAAUCAAGAAGGUCAUUCUUCAGGAAUGUGAUGCCGGACAACCCUAACUUUCCUUAUCGACGGUAUGAUCGACUCCCUCCAAUCCACCAGUUCUCCAUAGAAAGUGACUCAGAUCUCUCAGAAACAGCUGAGCUCAUUGAGGAAUAUGAUGUCUUUGACCCUACAAAACUUCGACCUAAAAUAAUUCUUGUCAUAGGUGGCCCUGGAAGUGGGAAGGGAACCCAGAGUUUGAAAAUUGCUGAACGCUAUGGAUUUGAAUACAUCUCCGUAGGUGAAUUGUUAAGAAAGAAGAUCCACAACACAAGCAGUAACAGAAAAUGGAGCCUGAUUGCUAAAAUAAUUACGACAGGAGAAUUGGCCCCACAGGAAACAACUAUUACUGAGAUAAAGCAGAGAUUAAUGCAGAUCCCUGAUGAAGAAGGUAUUGUUAUUGAUGGAUUUCCAAGAGAUGUGGCCCAGGCUCUUUCAUUUGAGGACCAAAUCUGCACCCCAGAUUUGGUAGUGUUUUUGUCUUGCUCAAACCAGCGACUGAAAGAACGGCUGAUGAAACGUGCUGAGCAACAGGGAAGGCCAGAUGACAACCUCAAAGCUACACAGAGACGCCUAAUGAAUUUUAAGCAGAAUGCUGUUCCGUUGGUUAAAUAUUUCCAGGAAAAGGAUCUGAUCAUGACUUUUGAUGCUGACAGAGAUGAGGAAGAAGUAUUCCAUGACAUAAGCCUGGCUGUUGACAACAAACUGUUUCCCCCCAAAGACCAUGUGGCAGGUCCAUGUGAACUUGAUCUUAAUCUCAUUGUAGACUCUGGAGAUAUUGCAGAUACAGAAUUUGGCUUUGAAGACCAGGUAUGUGACCAGUCAAAUCUUUCUGGACCUGAGAUUAUGAGAGAUUUUUCAAAAGAUAUGAAGAGAUCAAGCAUAAUAUUCGUAGUCGGUGGACCUGGAUCUGGCAAAGGGACCCAGUGCAAGAAAUUAGCACAAAAAUAUGGAUUCAUUCACCUGCCCACAGAAGAUCUCCUCAGGCAUGAAAUAUCAUUGUUGUCAGAAAGAAGUAAGACCAUAAGAGACAUCAUGGAAAGUGGCAAAGUCGUACCUGGGGAUAUUGUUAUGGAACUCCUGAAAGAAGCUAUGGAUGCAAAUUUAGGAGACACAAAGGUUUUCCUGAUUGAUGGUUAUCCUCUGGAAGUGAAGCAAGGAGAAGAGUUUCAGAGUCAGAUUGGAGAGCCAUCCCUGAUGCUCUGCAUGGACUGUUCCUCUGAGACAAUGAGCAGUCGUCUUCUGAAACAAAGUCAAAGCAACCAGUGCCUUGUUGACAAUGCUGAAGUCAUAAUGAAGCGUAUUGAAAGUUACUACCAGACAACUGAUCCUAUGAUUGGCUAUUAUGAAAACAAAAUUCCAGUAUUUAAGAUAAAUGCAGAAGGGACACCAGAAGAAGUUUUCCUUGAAGCAUGUUCCUCAGUCAACCUUUUUCUGAAGCAGGAAGAAACAGCAUCAUCUCUUUCACUCCACACACAGUAACUGCAGUUCUCUCCAACGCACACGCACACUCAACACAAUGGUUCUUGAAACACACUGCUUGAAGCAAUAGCUGCUGACUUGAAAGAUAUCUGGAAUUAGUGCAUGUUGUAAAUGUUGAAAAAAACAUUUAAUCUGUAUGGUACAGUAACUGCACAUGUAUCGUAUGCUAUCAUACAGUCUGCACUUUUCACAGGGUAAAAACAGAGCUAUUAUUUGUAUGGAUUGUGUCUUGUUCUUUUGUACUACCCAGUCAGCACUGAGUUCCUAAGUUCAUCAGCAGAACUAAUACCGCAGUUGUUCCUGCAAACAAAUAAUUCAGUUUUGGGGUUCUUUAAGCUUGCUCUUUAUUCAUAGUGCUUGAAAAAUCUGUUUUUCUGCCAUUUUAUCUUAUUGGUAGAACAUGCUUACCAUGACAGCAUAGUAACACAGAGCAGUAAAGUUUAGCAAUUCUCAGAAAAGCAACAUAAAUAGUUUACAUAACAAAUAGAUUGAAUAUGAAGCAAUUAACACCACAUGAGAAACCAACUCUGUUGGUAUUGCUACCAAGCUGGGUACAAAUGUUCUAUACAUUUAUGGCCAGGAUGAGUCUUAAUUUGAAAUAUCAUAUGGGAUAGGAAUAUGUGUUUGCUUCUUUAAAAAAAUCCAAUCCCAAAUAUUGCUGCUGACCCCAAAAUGUGUCAACAUAUGCUAAUUACUGCCAUAUUUGAGUGUUAAAAACAUGCUAAAUUUCUAACAGGUACACAUGCUAAAGGGAGGAAUGUAAUCAAUUUGUAUGUUGGUUGUUAUAUUUUUGACAAGUAAACAUGACAACUGUAAAUGCCAAUUUUGCAUUUUAAGCAGUUAUUUUUCAUUGCCUGAUAUUAAAUAUAAGUUAAAAGUGUGAAAGAAAUUGUUUAAUUUAAAUCAUCUGUAUUUUAACAAUCCAGUUCCAUACUUUUGCAUAAACACACAUGACAUCAUUUUCUUUGCAUCAAGCCAACCAAAACAUUGAGGGUUUGUGUACGCUAAGUAUGCUGUGCAUCAGCAUAUAAAGAAUAUUUGUGUUCUUAGAAAGUGACCAUUUUCCUCCUGGACCACUCCAGUGCAGCUUGCAUGAUUGAACUUUGUCAACAGUUGCAUUAUCAAUGAGCAUAUGAAGAAGAUUUGUAUUUUUCAGGUAACUUUUGUUGUAAUGAAGAUGUAAUACAAAUAAACGGAUGUACAAAUA
Messenger RNA from Sphaerodactylus townsendi, 3299 nucleotides. RefSeq names its product adenylate kinase 5 (gene AK5). Gene Ontology annotation, molecular function: ATP binding; nucleoside diphosphate kinase activity. Gene Ontology annotation, cellular component: cytosol; cytoplasm. Gene Ontology annotation, biological process: nucleoside triphosphate biosynthetic process. Lineage: Eukaryota; Metazoa; Chordata; Lepidosauria; Squamata; Sphaerodactylidae. The transcript is spliced from 14 exons. The record is from RefSeq and is a predicted model, not a curated record. The coding region runs from base 362 to 2092 and encodes 576 amino acids.